This is a messenger RNA of Erigeron canadensis, 1396 nucleotides long. RefSeq names its product NAC domain-containing protein 79-like. The transcript is spliced from 3 exons. Gene Ontology annotation, molecular function: DNA binding. The coding region runs from base 148 to 1176 and encodes 342 amino acids. Lineage: Eukaryota; Viridiplantae; Streptophyta; Magnoliopsida; Asterales; Asteraceae. The record is from RefSeq and is a predicted model, not a curated record. Gene Ontology annotation, biological process: regulation of DNA-templated transcription.
ACCUCCCAUCCCAUAUAUAUAUUCAUUCAAUUUUCAAAAAAGUAUUUAUAUAAAGUGAGCUCUUUGAUGAAGAACCCAUAUGACAACUUGGCCUAAAAACUCAUCUUUUUUAACAAGUUUUUUCAACCUUGAAAGUGUUUUUAGAAGAUGGAGAAGCUCUCUAGUCAUGAACAAGAAGAUGAUCAAAUGGAUAUGCCACCGGGAUUCCGAUUUCAUCCAACAGAUGAAGAAUUAAUCACUCAUUAUCUUUCGAAGAAAGUCUUGGAUCACAGUUUUUUUGCUAAAGCAAUUGGAGAGGUGGACAUGAAUAAAAUCGAGCCAUGGGACUUGCCUAGAAUGGCGAAAAUGGGAGAAAAAGAGUGGUACUUCUUUUGUCUUAGGGAUAAAAAGUACCCAACUGGAUUGAGGACAAAUAGAGCAACUGCGGCAGGUUAUUGGAAAGCCACCGGAAAAGAUAAGGAGAUAUUUCGAGGGAGAUUGCUUGUUGGAAUGAAGAAAACUUUAGUUUUCUACAUGGGCAGGGCUCCCAAAGGAGAAAAAACAGAUUGGGUAAUUCAUGAAUAUAGACUAGAGGGUAAAUUCUCUAUGCAAAACUUGCCUAAAUCAGCCAAGAAUGAAUGGGUGAUUUGUCGUGUGUUUCACAAAUCAGCAGAUGGAAAGAAAGUCCACAUUUCCGGGCUUAUGAGGAUGGAUUCGGGUUGUCUUGCUGCUUCUCUGCCACCAUUAAUGGACUCUCUGCCAUCUUUUGGAGGCAGGAUCACUAGCCCAAAUAUAUCCGAGUCUAUUCGCGUACCCUGCUUCUCCAAUCUUAUUGAUAUUCACACAACCCAAAAAACCAUGAUCAAUAGUUUCAUCAACAAUCCACUUUUCCCAUUCGACCCGAACACAAAUUUAUUGCCCGAAAGCCAUUCUGAUCCAAAUAUGCGUCAAUUUCCUUCUAGCUCACCAUUUCCUGUUCAUGAUCAAGCAAUCUUAAGAGGUUUGAUAGGUUCUUACAGUCACGGGUUGAAGAUGGAGGCAGAGCUGGCAACUGGGCCACAUGAAACAGGGCCGGGCUCGGAGGAAAACAUUAUGAUUUCGCCGAAUCUUGAAAAGGGUAAACGAGGAAUUCAAGAUCAAGAAGCCCCAUCAACUUCAACUGGGCCAAUUGAUUUGGAUUGUUUAUGGAAUUAUUGAAAUCAAUAAUUAUCAACAAAUAAGUUUGUUACUCAAGAUAGAAUGAACAGAUGCAUAAUGGUUUGUGUGUUUGAUGCUGAAAUCUUGAAAUGGGUUGGAUUAAAACAAACAUUAUAAGAUGAUGAAGAUCUAAAGAAGAAUAUAAGAAAUUAUUAUUAUUAUACAUAAGAUAAGAUGAUAGUAGUUGUUUUUGUAAUUUAUGAGGUGAUUAUAGUUAUAA